AUGGGCCAGAUUGGGAAGGGCGGUACGAGGGUGAGACUUGGCGUUGGUGUUUUGGAACAUCAAAGAUGGACAGGGUUUUCGCGGAGGUCGCUCCUCGGAUAUCUCCACAACUACAGGUCGGGGGUCUUCCAAAAUCGAGAAGAUUGGUGCAUAUGGCUAGGUCACUUCACCUUACAAUUUGUAUGGCACUCUGGCCCGGGGUUGUGGUGUGGUAGGGGAGAACGGGGGAUAAUCCCACACAGGAGCUUCGAACAACGUCCGGUUCACGUUUGGCUGGAUAACUCCACCACCACACGGGGUAUGCGGUCGGCGAUGGGGUCAAAAUGCUCGUAUGAUCGAGGGCUUUUCGAUGGAUCUAUCGGCGGGUUCUUAUUCGAAAAAUCGAGCGAGUUCGUGGUGGAGCGGUUGGAUGGCAACAGAGUCUUGACACAGCUGAGAGUAUGA
This is a messenger RNA of Blastomyces dermatitidis ER-3, 444 nucleotides long. RefSeq lists its product as uncharacterized. NCBI's taxonomy places the organism in Eukaryota, Fungi, Ascomycota, Eurotiomycetes, Onygenales, Ajellomycetaceae. The transcript has a single exon. The coding region runs from base 1 to 444 and encodes 147 amino acids. The record is from RefSeq and is a predicted model, not a curated record.